AUGAUUCGUAUCAAACAAGAUCCUGACGCCUUGGAUUUAACCAAUCGUCCACAACAUCUCCUUUCGCCAACAAUUGAGCAUGACGAUGAUGAAGAAGAUAAUUUCUCUGGCGAAGAUGAUCUACACGAUUGUAUUCGCAAAAAAACAACGUACGAUAGCGGUUUCGUCGAUACAAGCGAUGAGAAUAACAACACUUCAAUUAUGAUGAAACAGGAAGGAAAUCAUCAUCAUUAUCAUAGUACUCCACUACGUCCUCAACAGAUUCAUGCACAUAUUCGUCAUCCGAGCACGAGUAGUAGUACAUGUUCAUCAGCAACACCUCAAGAACAAUCGAAUGAUAAAGAAUGUCGAAAUACACGAUUUUUGGGCAGUCGAGCGGUUGCUGUGUUGAAUCAUUGGUUUCAAUUGAAUCGUGAUUAUCCAUAUCCAGAUGAUGAACGCACGGACCAAUUAGCCAAUGAAGCUGGUAUCACACAAAAACAGGUUAAGAAAUGGUUUGCAAACAAACGUGUACGUAGUCAAAUGUGUUACAAGCCAUUGUAUCGAUCUCGAAAGGUGAAGAGUUCAGUACCGAGUACAGUUCCAACACAACUUCCCCAAACCAACUUUAAUUACAUCAUCAAUCACAAUAAUAUUGCAACACCUUCACCAAAUUUUCCACCUUUGCCGCCACCGCCAGCUCCAGCGAAUCCAAUGCUGUUCAAUCCGAUGGCAACGUCAAUGAUGAUGUUUAUGAUGCAACAGCACUUUAUGUCAACAAUGAUGGCUACUGGACUUCCUCAGAUCCCAAUCCCAGCCCCAACACCAACGCCAGCCACAAUAAUUCCGACGCCAGAGUCUUCGAAGACUGUACGCAAGCCAAAUGCUGAUCGAAUUACUCGCUUUUGGUUGUAA
This is a messenger RNA of Adineta ricciae, 894 nucleotides long. The record is from the annotation of a GenBank genome assembly. Lineage: Eukaryota; Metazoa; Rotifera; Eurotatoria; Adinetida; Adinetidae.